Messenger RNA from Glarea lozoyensis ATCC 20868, 1086 nucleotides. RefSeq names its product ACT-like protein. The coding region runs from base 1 to 1086 and encodes 361 amino acids. Gene Ontology annotation, biological process: L-phenylalanine biosynthetic process. The transcript has 2 exons. Gene Ontology annotation, molecular function: chorismate mutase activity; prephenate dehydratase activity. The record is from RefSeq and is a predicted model, not a curated record. Gene Ontology annotation, cellular component: cytoplasm. NCBI's taxonomy places the organism in Eukaryota, Fungi, Ascomycota, Leotiomycetes, Helotiales, Helotiaceae.
AUGGCUUCAACUCGGCCACUUGGAGAGGACAUCUCUGCACCUUCUACCCCAAUUGUGUCCUUUCUUGGCCCUAUUGCAUCUUAUACUCAUCAGGUACAUACACUCUUACAAUAUGAAAGACCUCCUUGGUCCAUUGGGCUGACUGAUCACGAUCUUGCUCAGGCAGCCCUCGCGAAUUUCGAAGCAGAUCAAUAUGAUUACGAGCCAGCGCAAACGAUAUCUGAUGUCUUUACGGCUGUACAAUCAGGUGAAGCCGCGCUGGGAGUUGUGCCAUUUGAAAACUCUACAAACGGUGCGGUGAUCUUCACGCUCGAACUCCUCGCAGAUCGACACAAUACAUACCCAGACAUCAACGUAUGCGGUGAAGCGUACCUUGACGUCAGUCAUUACCUUCUCGGCCACAAGCCAACCCAGCGAAAUACAUCGACUGAUUUCCAAGUCUCCGGGUCUUGCACGCCUACACUUUCGGCUCCAAGUCCCGUCCAACCACGAACGAAACCACUUUGCGAUCUCAAGCAUGUCGAGCGUCUCUACACACAUCCGCAGGCGUGGGGACAAUGCGAAAUCUUCCUCGGCACAUACUUGAAGGGCAUUGAACGUAUCGAUGUCAGCUCUACCAGUCGCGCUGCGGAAAUGGUGAAAGAAGAUACAUCCGGGACGAGUGCUGCCAUCGCAAGUAGUCUUGCUGCCGAGAUUCAUGGUCUCGAUGUCCUUGCAAAGGGAAUAGAAGACCGUCCAGAUAACACCACACGCUUUCUCAUCAUACGCAAAGGGGUUGACGACAAAGCCAAAAUGUCGCACGCGAAAUCGAAAUCUCUCAUCUCGUUUUCGGUUGAUCAUAGAUCUCCAGGUUCUUUGGCGCAGGUGUUGGAGAGCUUCAGGAAAUAUGCAUUAAAUCUUACGAGUAUUAAUAGUAGACCGACGAAGGUGACUCCGUUUCAAUAUAUAUUCUUCGUGGAAUUCGAGGGAAGCAAGUUGUCCGAUCCGGAGGGCAAGGUUAAGGGCGCGUUGGAAAACGUAGAGAAACAUGUACAGUAUUGGAGAUGGUUAGGAAGUUGGGAAGAUAAACUCGAGAGGGAAAAGUAA